AUUGGCGGCGCCGUAAUCGAAUUAGCAACCUCAUUCGCGGCCUUUUUCCCCAUGACAGGCCAAAAGUACAGAGAAUCGAACCCACGAACUAAAGCAGGUUCUGAUAGCCGCCUGAAGGAAUCGCUCAGAAGCCGAGCUACUUGGGUUGCUUCGGUGUUCUUCUUCUUGUACAUUGGCGUUGAGGUGGCGCUUGGAGGAUGGGUCGUCACAUUCAUGCGCCGAGAGCGAGCAGGAGGCGACUUCGCGUCCGGUAUGGUUGCUACCGGUUUCUGGACAGGCAUCACACUCGGCCGUCUCGUGCUUGGAUUUGUGACUCCGAGGCUGGGAGAGAAGCUCGCAGUCCUACUCUACAUCACCUUCGCCAUGGUAUGCCAGCUCAUGUUUUGGCUGGUACCUUCUUUCCACGUCUCAGCCAUCUUCGUUUCUCUCCAAGGCUUCUUCCUCGGGCCUCUGUUCCCUGCCACCAUCGUAGCCGUAACUAAAGUGCUCCCUCCGUACCUGUACGUCUCCGCGAUUGGAUUCGCAGCUGCGUUCGGAGGCGGAGGAGGAGCUGUACUUCCCUUUGCCAUUGGUUCACUAGCACAGGCAAGAGGUGUCAGUGUACUCCAACCUAUCAUUCUGGCCGUCCUCGCCGUUCUGCUAUCCUUAUGGUUCAUCUUCCCCAAGCUCAACAAAAAGGCCGCUGGGGAAGCCUCUUCGGAACCCGAGACGAAAUCAUUGAGAUUGCUGAAUAUCGACUUCGAUCUUGUUGAGACUGGCAGACGGACAAUCAACAAGAGCCGGGGGAG
Messenger RNA from Alternaria incomplexa, 788 nucleotides. RefSeq lists its product as uncharacterized. The record is from RefSeq and is a predicted model, not a curated record. The annotation marks the transcript as partial. Gene Ontology annotation, biological process: transmembrane transport. Gene Ontology annotation, cellular component: membrane. The transcript is spliced from 2 exons. Gene Ontology annotation, molecular function: transmembrane transporter activity. NCBI's taxonomy places the organism in Eukaryota, Fungi, Ascomycota, Dothideomycetes, Pleosporales, Pleosporaceae.